Messenger RNA from Solenopsis invicta (red fire ant), 2708 nucleotides. Its product is annotated as gustatory receptor for sugar taste 43a-like. Lineage: Eukaryota; Metazoa; Arthropoda; Insecta; Hymenoptera; Formicidae. The record is from RefSeq and is a predicted model, not a curated record. Gene Ontology annotation, biological process: sensory perception of taste. The transcript has 11 exons. Gene Ontology annotation, cellular component: membrane; neuronal cell body; dendrite.
UUUUUUACUUGACUAAAAGGAAAUGUAACAUUUUAAUGAGACAUUUAAAAAAUACAUUUUUUAUUUUUGCGUACAAAUGAGCCGCCUGUACUCCAAUAAGUUUCAACUGGCCAUGUCGACUUGGAAUGGCUGAGUUUCGCGUAUUGUACGAUUGAGUCGCCUGCGCUCCCGCGAGUCUCCAAGUAAGCAAAGAAAAACAACAGUUCUAGCGAGAAAUAAUAGUCGAAUCGACAUCAAAAUGAUGAUUUCGACGUCAAAUCGAUGUCGAAUUUAUCAUUUUGAUAUCGAUUCCAUUAUCAUUUCUGGCUGGGAUGUCCAAUAAAGUAAAAUGUUUAGUUUCCAUGAAAUAAAAAGGUUUCAGAAGUUCUAUCAUCGAUUUUUCUGUCAUUCUCUGACUUAUUUAAUAACAUAUUAUAAGUGGGAAAGAUUAUGAUGAUUUAUACCUAGGAAUCACAUUUUCCUAUCGAUUUUUUAUCGAAUUAUAUGCAAGAAAAACAGUCACAAUUUGUUGUCAUAAAAAGACUAUCUUUUGGACGACGAGUUUCUUGUACGAGCCUCAAACAAUUAACCUAAGAUUAAAGUCCGUCUCGCAAAUUUCUGCUAAGAAUGCGAUAAGCAUCGGGAGCAGUUGAUCGUCAACACAAUUACCUGUCGACGAUCUGACAUGUAUGAAUGGGGUGGGUGUAAGCAUAUAAAACGCAACAACGUACUUGCGCGUCGCGGUUGGCCGUACUCCACUCUGCGAUUCACGUUCUGACAAUGUGAAUUCGGUGAAUACGUCAAUAAGUCUGACGACAAAUUCUAACGAUAAGGUUGGCAACGUUUCAUAAAUCAAUUUCGUACAGUGAAGGAACAGCAUCAGCCAGCGAAGAAUUUUCUCGUGAUUUCGUUUCUUGCUAAAGGCUAAAAGGAAUUUAUUAAGUACAACUCGCGUGUACUUAUUUUGUGAAUGCUUCUUCAAAUAUCAUCAGAGAAAUCAUCCUCAUGUCUAGAAAAGACGUACACAUACGAUGGAAUAAUUUUGAGAAACAACAAAUGGCGAAUAUGAACAACAAGUCUACAAACGUGGAAUACGACGUAAAUUCUGAUGAGACGAAUGACAAGUUAGUAAACAGCGAUCUAUACCAAGCAGUAUUUCCGAUUUAUCACCUUAGCAAACUGUCCGGUGUAUUUCCAACGAGAUUCAUCGUACAAGUACCUGGUAGAUAUGAAGGCCGAUUGAGUAUCAUUGAUAGCGUUUACAGUAUGUGUCUACUCAUAUGCCUGAUUGGUGCCGAAAUUUGGGGUUUCUGACGUGAUUUGAGAGAUGGAUGGAAGCACAGCACCCGGCUCAAGUCACAGAAUGCUGUGAUUGUUACCACCAGCGAUAUAGUAGGUGUAAUGAGUCUCACAACCGCUUCUAUCGUUAGUUCAAUUCUAUGCUGGAAACAGGUGCAAACAAUAAUCGAUAAAUUGGUCGACUGCGAUAAAAAGCUAGGAAUUGUCUCGCCAAAGAAGAUCCAGCGAUACACAAUCCUCGUGACGCUGUGCAGCUUAUUUUAUUCCAUCACUAUCUCGUGCCUUGAUAUCUAUACAUGGAAUUAUGAAGUAAAGCUAAAUAAGAAACUGGACGAUAAAGGUCCGAUCAAUUACGUUCCAUUGUACUUCAUGUAUAUCGUCAUUAUGAUGAUGGAAGUUCAAUACGCCGUUGUUACAUACAAUGUGUGCGAGAGAUUCUGCAGACUCAACAAGAAUCUUGAGAAUAUCCUUAAUUGUGGCAGAAUCACAAAUCAAUUCAGGAAAGAUCUUGGAUUAGCUGGUGACCUUCAUGAUCAAGGGCAACUCACUACAUAUAUUCGACAAGACAUGGGAAAUGUUCGAAUGUUUCGAAAAUCAAAAAUCAUGGAUUCUUCUAUCACAAAUGCAAAUGUUUGGAAACAAUUUGAUACCAUCUCGCAUUAUAAAGAUGCACAUGAAAAAAGUUUCACGGACACCAUAUCCCAAUUAAUGAUGGUUCAUGCAUCAUUAUGUGAUACGGUGACACUCAUAAACGCUGCUUAUGGUGUCAUUGUGCUUGUGAUUACAAUCACUUGCCUGAUACAUUUAAUCAUCACCCCAUACUUUUUAAUUAUGGAAGCCGAUGGAAGACGUGAACCAUUAUUCCUCGCGGUACAAGGACUAUGGUGCACCUUUCAUACUUGGAGAUUACUCAUGAUCGUGCAACCUACAUAUGCUGCUACGACACAGGGAAAAAAAACAGCAGUUAUGGUCAGUCAAUUGCUAUCGAUGAGCUCCAACAAAGAAGGCAGAAAACAACUAGAGAUAUUUUCGCUCCAGCUCUUACACCGUCCUUUAGAGUUUUCAGCGUGCGGACUUUUUACUCUGGAUCGAACUCUUGUAACUUCAAUCGCCGGUGCUGUUACAACGUAUCUUGUAAUACUUAUACAGUUCCAAAAAGAUGACGAUACGAAAGGCAAUUUCGACAACAUCGACAACAUUUUAAAAAACGCCACGCAAAUGUUAAAGAACGCUUCAACAAUUCAUAAUCUCACGGCAGGGAGAUUAGGCUUAAAUUAGAGCAAAUCCAAGAUAACAGAAUUCUUUUUUUGAUUUCCCAAAUUAUGAAAUAAAUUCCUGUUCCGUCUCAUUUCUAUUUUAAAAGCAUUCUUAAAGGAUGCUAAACCAAACUUCAUCGAGAAAAACAUCAUCGUCUAGACGAAACUAUGUAA